CACCACACCGUCACCCCUGGCAAGAGUGUUCCUACAUCUGCGUUUGCUGACUAUCUUAGUAUCUUCCUCAAUGACACCAAAAAGAAAACUCCUGAGUGAUAGCAGUAAUGCUAAGAACAGGAAAACCAUUACCCUACAAGAAAAAGUGGACAUAAUUAAAAGACAUGAGAAGGGAGAAAAAGCAUCAGCGAUCGGCCAUGUGUUAGGGAUAAGUCGGACGACUGUUGCUACCAUUCUCAAGGACAGGGACCGUAUUUUGGCUAAUGUGAAGGGCGCUACUCCCAUGAACUCUACAGUGAUAACGAAGCAAAGAACAGGUGUGUUGACAUGGAAAAACUGCUUUUGCUGUGGAUUGAGGACAAUAAUCAGAAGAGCAUGCCACCGAGUGAGCAAAUAAUUUGUGAGAAAGCCCACACACUCUAUGAGGUCUUGAAAAAAGAAAGUAACCAGGAUGGAGAAACAAUUGAAACGUUUGUGGCUUCCAAGGGCUGGUUUACACGUUUCAAAGUUAGAGGAAAUCUAACAAACAAAAAUAUGUGGAGAAGCUGCCAGUGCUGAUGACGGAGCAGCAAAAGUGUUCAUUGAAACCUUAGAAAAAAUUAUCAAAGAAGAGGGCUACAUUCCACAGCUAAUAUUCAAUGUGGAUGAGACGGGACUGAACUGGAAGCGCAUGCCCAACAGGACAUACAUUGCAAAGAAGGAGAAAAGCAUGCCAGGACACAAAGCCUCUAAGGAACGACUCACACUGCUCUUAGGGGGUAACUGUGCCGGCGAUUUUAAACUGAAACCGCUGCUAGUUUACCACUCAGAAAAUCCUAGAGCUAUGAAGGGUAUUCUUAAAGCUAGUCUCCCAGUUUAUUGGAAAAUUAACGCCAAGGCUUGGGUGACUUGGGCAAUGUUCAUUGAGUGGUUCUCCAGUUGUUUUGUGCCUGAAGUUGAGCGCUACUGUGCACAGAAGAAUCUGCCGUUUAAAGCACUGCUGAUUCUUGACAAUGCUCCUGGUCAUUCUGCAAGCCUACGUGAACUCAACCCAAAUGUUAAAGUUGUAUUUAUGCCAUCAAACACAACGUCAUUGAUUCAGCCAAUGGAUCAAGGGGUGAUCAGAUCCUUCAAGGCCUAUUACCUGAGAAGAACCUUCAAACAGGCCAUCCGUGCAACAGAAAAAGGUGAUAAAAGCCUGAAAGAGUUCUGGAAAGGUUUUAACAUUUACAGUGCCGUGAAAAACAUUGGAGAAAGUUGGGCUGAGGUUACACAGUCAAACAUGAAUGGUGUGUGGAAAAGCGUGUGUCCUAGCCUAGUGAAUAACUUUAAAGGCUUUGAUAGUGAUAGUGUAGAGGAGACCAAGAGCAACUGUGUAAAGCUUGGGAAUGAGUUAAGUCUGGACAUAGAGGAGAGUGACAUAAAUGAGGUCCUCGAUUCUCACGACUCAGAAUUAAACGCCGAAGAUCUGAUGGAGCUGGGGAAACAAACAGAGGCUGAUGAAAAUGACGACGUAGUGUUACGGCAGUUUACAAUAAAAAACAUGGCAAGCGCUUUUCAAGCCCUGGAAAAAGCAAUGGUGUUCUUUGAAGAGCAAGACCCAAAUGCAGAAUGCUUUGCCAGAGUUCACAGGGCAAUGGAAGAUGCAGUGACUUGCUACAGAGAAAUCUAUGAUGAGAAGAGAUAUGCUGCUAAACAGUCAUCAAUUCUUCAUUUCUUCAAGCAAGCUUCUCAUUCCUCAACCUCAUCUCCAGCCUCAACUCCAUCCACAUCUUCAACUCCAUCCCGACUGUCAACUCCAUCCAGAGCAUCAACCUCAAGCCGAUGUUCAUCCCCAGACUCCCCUGAUGAAGAACUUCUUACUUCAACAUCACCUCAGAAACAGAAUGAGUGAGCGAGUGAGGCAGCAGCUGUGUGUGAGGGAGAGAAAACGAAAAUGGG
Molecule: messenger RNA, 1920 nt
Organism: Portunus trituberculatus (swimming crab)
Lineage: Eukaryota; Metazoa; Arthropoda; Malacostraca; Decapoda; Portunidae
Product: tigger transposable element-derived protein 1-like
Exons: 2
Coding region: 671-1873 (400 amino acids)
Cellular component (GO): nucleus
Molecular function (GO): DNA binding
Source: RefSeq, a predicted model, not a curated record